Ilyonectria robusta is the source of this 1536-nucleotide messenger RNA. RefSeq names its product fungal-specific transcription factor domain-containing protein. NCBI's taxonomy places the organism in Eukaryota, Fungi, Ascomycota, Sordariomycetes, Hypocreales, Nectriaceae. Gene Ontology annotation, molecular function: DNA binding; zinc ion binding. The transcript has 5 exons. Gene Ontology annotation, biological process: DNA-templated transcription. The record is from RefSeq and is a predicted model, not a curated record. The annotation marks the transcript as partial.
GGGCCUACUUCCUACCUGUCAAUAUGCGUCAAUCCUGGCAUCGGGUGGAUAGCAAGCAAAAUCGGACAUUCCAACUUUACCAGCAGUGCUAAAACUCUCAUGUCCUCCAUCGGCGGAAGGUUGAAGUUGCAUAAACGAUUGAGCAAAGAGGGCAUUGAAGAUCCCGAUCCGAAGACAGCAUGGAAAUACACACGAGCAUAUUUCGAGGAGACUGUAAUAUCGACGUUUUAUCUCAUCAGCCGACAAUCGUUCGAAGCACGCCUGAUAAGACAUAUUGAGAACCCAUCAGCCAGCCAGGAAGACAGUGUAUGGUUCGCGAUACGAAACAUUGUUUACGCUAGCGGAUGUAGGGCCCUGAUGUCCAAAACUCAUUCUUGGAGGGAAUCCCAGUCAAAGUCGGGGCAGUACUUUGAAAACGCCUUGCGUGUUGAGACAGAUCUCAUCCACGGCGCAUAUGGACUAUCUGCCAUCCGGGCCCUCUUAGCCAUGGUGAGUGCAAUCUUUUCCGAGGGAGGAGGCUGCCAGAAACUCGAAUACAUGCUCGUCGGGUGCGCUUUGCGGCUCGCCCAAUCUAAAGGCUUGCACCUACGCUCCCACACAUCAAGGAUUUCCAAGGAGGAGGAUACGAAGCGAAGUUGGUUAUUCUGGACGCUGUAUUGUUUCGAAAAACACCUCUCAUUGCGCUCCGGGCGUCCAUCGGCUAUUGACGACGACGACAUUAGCUGCGAACUUCCUUCCCAAGCCCCCGAUGGGAAUCCACAUAGACUUGAGUGGUUCCUAUUGGUCAUUCGCCAAGCAAAAAUAUCGUCGUCUAUCAUCCAAAACUUUUCGACGGUAAAGGCACGCCAGCAAUCCCUAACAUGCGUGGCCAAGCUGGUACAUGAACAUGAUCAAGAGUUACGAAGGUGGUUCGACGACGUUCCAGCGCUUUAUAAGCAAAAUCCUUCCGCCGUGGCCAUUCGGUUGCCGAGUGGUAUUCUAGAUGAUCAUCUUCACUACCUCUGUCUUUCCUACCACGGGAAUUUAGCAAUCGUCCAUUGCAUCUUUGGUCACCCUUGGAACGUUCCAGGUCCGGUAGACGAUCAAGAUAAAGCAGUUCGGGAGAUGCUGGCUAGUAGCUAUAUAGCCCUGGCCGACUGCUCAAGGGCUAUUAUCCUCGCUACAAGAUCGAUAAAGGUGAUUUCAAUGGCGCCGGCUUGGCUUCUAUUUUACUACCCCCUCAUAGGCAUGAUCAACAUGUUUAUUUGCAUCCUCAACUCGCCCAAGUCCGAGCACACAUCACGAGAUAUUAGCUUAUUGGAGACGGCGGCUGGGUAUUUCGGGUAUCUAGAUUAUGAGAGUGAUGGAGUGAUAUCAUUCUCAUUCACAGCGAGUCUUGGGACCUGGGCUCGACAGGCGGUUUCGAAUGCAAAUGUGCAACAAGAGAGUCUGCCAGCUUCAGAUCUACAUCGUGAAUCGACUAGACAGACAGACUACGGAGAUAUAAACUUCUUUGAUGAGGUAUUCACCCUUCUGCACAUGUGUUUUCACUUCUAA